AUUCAGUUGGGCGUCUUUUGUAACGAGGACAACGAUAUUAUGAUGACUUUAGUGCACAGAGUACCUUCGAGCUAGACGCGAGUCGCUACAUAUCAAGUAUCGUUCGAGAAGCUUUUUAACUAUCACUAUGAGCCGACCUCUACUAUAAAAGCACAAUGAAUUCUAACAAGGAAUUUCCGAAUAACUUCGGAGCUUAUAUCUCUAAAGUUAAGAGGGAUAUUUUACAAACCAUUAAUAAAAGGAAUUCUGUGGGUAGUGUCACUAGGAUCGAUUGUCGUAAUUUGAAGUCUCAACUCUUCGAUGUGUCGGAAAAUGUGGCUUGUGAUUAUAAACACAUGAGCUCAUACACUUAUGACAAUCUAGACAGUGAAAUCUCCGCCGGAAAAAACAACAACUACACACAGUCGGUUAUAUAUUCAGGUGGCUUGUCGGGGACGUUAAGUUGUGAAGAACGUUACUGCUUUACGUUAGUGAUACGUUCUCGAAUGCGCAUUUACUUUGGUUCCUGGCUACGUUUAGCUACAGAUUAUAAAUCUGCACGUAUUUUGCGUGACCAUAAUCUUCUCAAAUCAUCUUUACUCUUCUGGAAAUACGGUAUCCUUUUUACCAUGUAAAGUAAUUGCCAUCGAAAUAGUAAUUCGUUCUCCUAGAUAUGAUUUUCAGAAAAUUGAUAACGAGGUAUAAAUUUGUUCCAUUUACUAAAAUUUAAACAAUUAAGCUGUUUGCAUAAGCUUCAUUUAUUACAAAACCUAUCCUGACCAAUUACAGUAUGUUGUGUGGCGAUUGAAACGUACAUUACUUUUUAAUGGAUUGUUCGAUUGAUGAAGUACUUUAUACUUAACUCAUACGUGAUGUCAUCUUGGAGUUUAUAUUCUAUUCCCACUUUUAAAGUCAAUGAAACUACCUGCGAUAACUUUUAGUCCGUGAUACAUUUUUACCUGAAGGGUGUAUUUUGUCAUGACGCUGACGUCAAUGGUUCAUAUGAGCUAAGCUGUCUUAACAGAAUUAACUUGGUAAAUCAUUUAGAAUUCGACUUUCGAAUCUCGCUAAAAUUUGCAAACAAAAAGGCUACAGAUCAUCAUAACAUGAAUAUAAAGGUAAUUGUGUAAGUUCAUUUUUGUCUUCCGAAUAAGACGUGCGGACGCUUACUCAAUAUUGACGUUUUAUCUUUCAGUCGCGCUCACUUUUUAUUUGGGUAUCUUACGUACAAAAAAGACGGAGAAGAAACAAGUCAAAACGUAUGGCAAAUGCUAAUUAUCGUCUUCAGGUGAGUAAACAACCUUAUUUCCGGUACUGUGAAAAAACUAGCAAAAAGUUAAGCUUGUCGAAUCGUAUGGGUGUUACUUAGAGUCCAAGCAUCAAUUACCGGAAUAGAUAUAAUAAUAUCGUGGGUUUUAUUCCAGUCAUUUGCAUAACUGAGUAGUUGGAUCUACAUUCAUGACGAUGACCAUUACUUUUUUGAAGACAGUUACAAACGCACUUCGUCAUAUUGAUUGUAUGACAUUUGUCUUCUAGGACAUGAAUUUAUGUUCUGUCUAGUUCUUAAAAUAAUCAGUUUGCUUUUUGACUGAAUGUCUUUUUAUACGAUUACCAAAUAAUUUAUAAUUCCACUUUUAAUAAAUCAAGGCAUUGCAAAGCCACAUGACAUGUUGGAAAACGAAAUAUUUUCUAACUGGGAAAUCUGCUGUUGAAAAAUCCCUUUUUGCUGCAGCAAGAGCUCACGAUCGUCGGCAUAUUUUGCGUAAAGCUUUAUUUGUUUGGAUGUUAAAACAUCAGUUUUGGAAACAAAAAAGAAUAUUACGUAGAACCGCACUAAAGUUUCUUCACAAUAAAUUGAACAAAGCUAUCAUGGUGUCAGUAAUUCAAGAAUGGUAUCACCAAAUUUUAGAUAUCCAAAUUUCAAAUAAACAUAAUAGGUAAGCUCAGUUACAAAGUAUUUUAUCAGUGUUAUUUAUAUGGAAAUGUGUUGCUCUAUGGUACUUUUCAAUCUCUACAAUAUCAAACUUAUAACAAUAAUUCAUCGUGACAGUACUUCUCGCGUGUUUAUUUCCUUGUUAGUUGAGUUUAAAAUUUAGCUUUUUAUUGUUCAUUUUUAUGACUCAGAUGAAAUAAGGGAAUAUCUGCAAAAGUUUAAGUGAUUUAAUAAUACCAAUUUGUGCACAGAUUAGUCAUCAAAUGCUGGUCAGUAAUAUUUUCAAAUCAUAACUACUAUUUAUGGUUUAUCUACCAUGAGUUAAUCUAGUCGCCUGUCUACUGUUUUAAUAAAUACUUUAAGAAGUAGUCAAAGCUUCAGAAAUCUUCACUCUUUUUAACAUCGAUUUACUUCUUAAUUAUACUGUAAAUGCCCUGAUAGUAUAUUUAUUAAAAGGUGUUAUAUAACUCAUAAAAGUAUUCUAAACCCAAUAUCAUUAAGGACGAAUAAAGUAUGUACUGCUAAACAUAUGAAGUGUAGAAAAUCUUUAUUGUUUAACUUCAACUGUACAUCCACGAUCCCACACUCGGGACUCAAAUCCAAGACCCUCUGUUUCGUGCAAACACUUAACCUCUGGACCACUGAGCCGCGAUCUAUUGGUGUUGAUGUUUAACUUCAACCAACCGCGUCGGAUGUGAUUCAAUUGACCACUGAAGACAGUGGAGGAUGGUUGCGCACUAUCGUGGAUUAGUUGAAGUUGGAAGUUAAAAACUGACGUGUCUCGGCUCCACAACCCUUUACUGAUAUUUUAUUCUUUUAACAGACAGAGUGGAGCAUAAACACAUAUAUUCCUUUGAAUGAAAUCAAGAAAACAAUAUGGAUUAUUCCAUAAUGCCCCCUCAAUGCUCUGGUACAACCGAGGGUGAGGAGAGUCCGUUCUCCCCCUUAAAAUGCUCUCACAUGGCCACGCGUACAUAGCCACUGACGGAGAAGUCCUACUCACUGCCUUCUUGCGUUGGGGAUGUUGUUUAGAAAAUCGAGAAAAUGAAAAGCGAAUAUCCGGUGCUUUAACCGGGUUGAUGGACACGGAGGGUCCAUCUAGGGGUUAAAGAACCUUUAUCCUGAACCGAUGGUACACAUGGGCCCCAGGAUCCUGAGAAAACAAAUGGAGUAUGAACCAAUUGUCAAUUGCCGUCUACCAUGGGACUGCAUCUCCUAACGUUGCUCCGCUGCCUUGUGGAUUAAACCUCUAGGUCAGAGGCUACGGAUGUGGCCCCCUGAUCAAUUGCAGUCCUAAACAACAAUAGGAAAAUACAAGCAAACAACACCAUGUGAAUUUAAACUUCACCCCAUUGCACAAGAAGGUGGCUAUCAGGAAUCCGUAACUAAGUGGAUAGUGCGAUGGCGUUUGACGCGCACUGUACUGGGUUCGAGUCUCGGAGUGAACAUCAACUCUAGGAUGCUGGUAUAUCAAGCUGACGAGUUCCAAAUAAGACGAAAUGCGCGUCCUGGAUUCCACUGCUAGCCACUAUCCGUCUUUGCUCAUGAUUGUAAUUGGCUAAAAAAUAAAGGUAAAACUAGGUAAUUAAUUUAAUCCAUAUUCGAUGUCUUUCCUGAUCUUAUUUUUAAGUGUGUUGAAAUAUAGGUAGAAUCAACUAAAUUUACUUAUAAAUCAGAUAAAUACAAUGAACACCGGUAAUUUUUAUUUUCAAUAAGUUAUAAACAUUCAAUAAAUAGGAAAUCAGUCAACAUGAUGUACUCAUUUGAUGAUAUCAGAUUUAUAUUCCAGUUACACAUGGCACUAAUUGUUAAUCUGAAGGAUUGUAUUUCGACUUUAUACAUGAUAAAAAAAUUCAGACUUCUGAAAAGUAUAGAGCUUAAACUAAAAAUCUAUUUGAUGUUUCCUGGCUUUUGAUGUAUCUUCAGUUGAUGAAGUCUGUUAUAAUGUUGUCUUGAACAUUAUUUUCAAUGUGUGUUGGGGACGAUAUAUCCUCAAAACUCAUAUUUGUAAUUUUAUCAUAUCGAUUAACUUAUCGAUUAAAUGAUUAAAUAGCAGUCAAUUGAUGAACUCAUUGAUUAAUGUUUAAAAUUUCCCAUGACAAUAUCGAUUAUAUAUAUUUGUAUAUAUACGUUUUAAAUUGUGUUUGUGGGCUCGCUCGUUUUCUAGCUGUUUGCAGAAUAUAUUUUCCAUGCCAAGCUUGGACUUCUCCUUCUAGGUAGCGGGGCUGGAACGCAUCAAUAGCUAGAUUACUGGUCUUUGGUCACUGAGUCAUGUUCUCGUUCGCAGAUUAAGUGAACUCAUGAAGCUUCAAACCUAACAAUGUGGGAAAUUAAAUAGUAUAUUCUUUGAUUUAAAUUUUUCCACUAUGUCGAGUUGAAUGCUCGAGUUAUUACGAAACAAAUAAAUAUAAAUCGUAAUCAUCUGAUCUUGAUUCUCCUUUCCUGUAGGUAUAGAAUUUUGAAGACGCUCCUAAAAAUUUGGUCAUAUCGAAGCAAAGUAUCAAUUAUAGAACGUCAAAUGUAUUUUUCUGCUUGUAAUUUACAUUCUAUUUUAGUACGUCGUCGGUGCUUUUUGUUAUGGAGAAAUUAUGCAUUAUAUAAGAGAAAAAAACACAAACAAAUAAAAUUUGUUAUUCGAUUUUAUAAAAUAAAUCAAAUAAAAAAGUACUUUGUUGCUUGGAUGAAUUAUCAUUUUGUGGCUGUUGAUCAUCGCAGUAGUGUUCAAUCCAUGAGUAUGAAACAUAAUACAUCAUUAAUCAAACAGUGUUUACUGAAAUGGAAAGAUUAUUGUACUACCAAACAACUAUUAUUGUUGAAAUUAUCUCAUUUUAAAAAGUGUCAGAAAAAUAAACUACUCAAGGAAUAUUUUCAAUAUUGGUUGAGUAAUCUUCUCUCUAAACAGUCACAAGAAAUAACAAUCCGGAGUUUUAGAAAACAUAAAUUUAUGGAAAGCAUAAAAAGGUUGUUUCUUGCAUGGUUACAAUGGACGUCUAGUCGUCCAGAAUACCUUUUGAAAAUGCAGCUUACUUUUAAAAUAAGUUUAGAGAAUAUGCGAAUUGUUACUAUACGAAUUUGGUGGAGACACUGGAGAUCUGUGUAUAACUAUUGUUCAAACGCUAAACUUGCAUGCAGACUUUAUGAUAAACAUAUACUUGUUCAGUGUCUCAAUUGCUGGUCUGCUUUUAUUACUAUCAAGAAACAUAAAAUCAAAUUAUUUAAAACAGCUAAUGACUUUCGAAUUCGAACAAUUCAGAAGCACUUCUUAAGCCAAUGGCAUUUGAAACUAAUUGAAAAUAGUAAAUUUCAAGCUUUGAAAUCCAUAGCUCUUGUGCGAUGGUCUUUAUGCUUACAAGCAAAAGUAUGGAAGGCUUGGCAUUUAUGGAUUGGAAAACAAAAUUAUAAAAGAAAUAGACGAAAAACCGCUACCCAACGGUUUUAUGAGCACAAAACUGUCGACGCUCUAAGACUAUGGAUUACUGUGGCUUUGAAUAAACGUCAUGAAAGGCAUAUGAAGUACUGUUCAAAAUUUUGGAACAAUGACAUUCGUGUUUUUAAAUUAGUACUUAAUACAGCAACACGUUGGUACUGGUGGACGUUUUCUAGAGGAAUUAGUCAAAAUUCAAGUGAACUUAAUAUGAAUAGUAUUUGGGCUGAUAUUUCUGAAUUGACUAAUGAAAAUCGCAUAUCCAGACUUUCAGAAUGUGGCAAUAAUUUCAGAACAAUACGAAAUCAAGAACUAACACCUGCACGUUAUCCCGACUUUAUUCUCCCUGAACUACAUUCACUUGGGCUUACCAAUGCUAUAGAAUUCGAACAAACAUCAGCUCAUGUACCUCCAUUAAAUGAAACUUUUCACCAUGAGACGUCCAAUUGUCCAGAUAUUCAUUCCUGUGGUUAUCCAUUUCUCAACACACCAGAUGUUCAUGAAAUUAAUUUAUAUCUAAACUCUUUGUCGGAGCGGGUAUCUUACUACAGAAUGAUAAAGUCUAAAUAUAAACUGAUUUAUCAACGCCUUUAUUUAGAGGAUCAGAUGGAGAAUAAAGCUAAUUACAAUAAAGAGGGAUCUGGUGAUGUAUCUUUCAAGUAUCACCUGAAGACGGAGAAAGAUACAUGUAACUUCCUCAUCAAAGAACUACGGUCUUUCUUUGUCCAGUUAUCUAAGUCCACAUAAUAUAAAAUAGUUGUUUAUUAGUGAAUUUUUAACUUUAAUUCAGUAUCAAUCGCUUUUUUGUACUGCUUCACUGGAAUUUGUUGUUAAUGACGCUUUCGUGUCUUUCAAGUCUAAUAAUGAUGUAAAUCUUGGUUGGUAGUUAUUUUCACUUUGGUAUGUUAAUAAAAUAUUUGAUGAUGUGUCUUGAUGCUUUUUUGCUGAAGUGCGCACAGACCUUUAUGUGCGUAAUUAUGACAGACUUAUUUUGUAACUAGUUUUUGCUACUAUCUUCAUUCUUUUCACUAACUCUCAUAAUUUGUUCGUUUACUAUGAGUGACUGCAAAAUAGUUGUCUAAAAAUGCAUGACAUUAUAUUUCCAUUUUCGUUUUGAAUUCUCCAAUAUCAUGACACUGAUUACAUCUUACAAAAACAGUGUUGCGCGUA
Molecule: messenger RNA, 6506 nt
Organism: Schistosoma guineensis
Lineage: Eukaryota; Metazoa; Platyhelminthes; Trematoda; Strigeidida; Schistosomatidae
Source: the annotation of a GenBank genome assembly